AGAAGAAGCACCAGAAUUUUUCAACUUUUUCCAGAGAACAAUAGAAAACCCAACUUGUGCUCUCGAGGGUUUUCUUUAUUCCUCUCAUCUUUGGAUUUUCGUGGGUCAUCAUUUUGGAAGCUUACCCACCAGCGAAAUUAUAACCGCGAUACGAUUUCUGGGUUCUCUCUCUGCAUGUGCUAAAUCGCCGGACUGAUCCUCACUGUCACCUCUGUUCCCGGCUAAUUCGCCGGUGAAAUCUAUGGUUGGUGGUCAGAUUUAUUUCCAAUUGUUUGUGCAUCUGGUGGAGGAUAAAUGCUCCUUGUUUUGGAUCUAGGGAUUUCUAGUCUAGUCCUUGUGAUCUCUCUUGUUCUGCCUCUGAUCGGCCUCUUUGUUCGUCACAAAUGGAGGGUCGCUGCCCAAAGAAGGGAGGAGAUUAGGAGACUUCUUAUUCAUGCGUCUGAAGAGGCUGCUAGGGCUGAGCUAGAGGCCUCUGUUGAGUUCUCCUCUGUUACCGUCUCUAAUGUAUUCCAUUGUCCUGUAUGCUAUUGUCUUGCCACGACUCGAUGCUCUCGCUGCAAAUCCGUUCGAUAUUGUUCCGGGAAAUGUCAAAUCAUUCACUGGCGGCAAGGUCACAAAGAUGAAUGUCAUCCUGCUUCCAUUGUAUAUGAUAGUGAAGAUGAGAAAAGUGAUUCUGAUUUGAGAUUCAGAGAAGAAAAUGAACGGAAUACUCUUGUGGAAACUUCACUACUGGAUCCAGAGCCAGUUACUAUACCAAUAGGGGAAGCAAUAUUAUCUAAUCCUGCAAGAUCUCCUGAAGAUGGGAAUGGAGAUAUUGCAGAUAACAAAGAUGACCUUAUAGAUAAGGAAGAAGCUGUUUCUGUUGCUGAAACAACUGGAUCCUCGUUUUCUGGCUUCUCCUCCUCCCCCCGUAAUGACUCUGGUGAUGAGAAUUCUCUUUGUGAGAGCUUCAGUUCUUCUGAAUCCGAGAGAUCUGAGUCCCUACUUGAUGCUCAUGUUUCUGUUGAGCCAGAGGACACCUGUUUCAGCACCAUUGAUGUUGCUCCAUCCAACCUGUUGUCUCCUAAAUUUGUGCACUUGGUUGAAUCUGUAGAUAACCUCGCUAAUCUGCCUAAAUUAAGUGUUCAUAAACCUGGGGGUGAUGCUGGGCAGAACCAGAGCCAAUCUAGGAGCUUACACUCAUUAGUUAAGGAUAGACAUCCAGUAUCCGCUGACCCAUCUCUGAAGUCAUCUGAUUUUUGGGGCACGGCUCUUGGAUCAGCAGAACGUGUAAGUGAGUCUUGUGAUAAAUCUAAAUCUGGUCGACCUGGUAACUCCUCUCUGCAUUACUCCUUUGGCUCCUCUAGAGACACCUCAGCUGUUAAAGUUUCUGAGCACAAGAGUAGCAUUUUAAAAGAAGGUACUAAUCCUGCAUUAGGGACUGGUAAUAUUUCUGAUGGAGUAAAUCUAAAAGAAAGAAAUGCUAAAAGAUUUGUUGAAGCUGAAAUUGCAUUACCAACUUCCUCUUCUACUGAUGCGCUGAGUCCUUUGGACACUUCUAAUUUGUCCCCUGUGACCCUUCCAAAGUUAAAGAGCGCCAGUAGUGAAAAUGGCUGUAUGUUGGCCCCUUUGAAGGUUGGGGAAGUCCAACCUUUGGCAUCCAAGGCAUCGAAUACCAAGGAUUGUGCUGAUCUUAUGAAACAUUCUCCUCUAGGUGCAAAAUCUGUAAGAGUUCUUGAUCAUCAGAAACAGAAUGGUACUGCCGUCCACCGUAUAAAUUCUCUACAUGGAAAAAGUGGUUUGAAAGCAUCAGUACUGAAAGUUGUAGACCAGUGGACUAGACCGAAGUCUGAAAAUGAGAUGGCGGGAAGACAUGGUCAUAAGGGGCUCUUUCCAUAUGAAGUCUUCGCUAAGCUGUAUACAAAUAAAAUUGAGUUCCAGCCUUGUGGCCUCAUCAACGUUGGCAAUAGCUGCUUUGCUAAUGUUGUCUUCCAAUGCCUGAUGUUCACUCCUCCUCUGACGACAUACUUCAUCCAGCAAUUUCAUUCUAGAGCAUGUACAAAAAAAGAACAGUGCUUCACCUGUGGGUUUGAGAAGCUGGUCUUAAAGGCAAAAGAAGGGAAGUCUCCACUGUCCCCUAAUGGCUUGCUAUCUCAGCUACAGAAUAUUGGAAUCUUUCUUGGGAAUGGCAAGGAAGAAGAUGCGCAUGAAUUCCUUAGGUUUGUUGUCGAUACAAUGCAGUCUGUGUGCAUUAAGGCAUCUGAAUAUGAUAUGCCCAAGAGUAGCAAAUUAGAAGAGACAACUCUUAUUGGUUUGACAUUUGGGGGAUACCUCCGAUCAAAGAUUAAAUGCAUGAAAUGUCAAGUAAAAUCUGAGCUGCGUGAGAAAAUGAUGGAUCUAACGGUUGAGAUUGAUGGAGAUAUUAGCACCCUGGAUGAUGCUUUGCGUCGAUUUACAAGGACUGAGAUAUUGGAUGGAGAAAACAAAUACAGAUGUGGCAGCUGUAAAUCCUAUGAGAGAGCCAAAAAGAAGCUAAAAAUAACAGAGCCUCCGAAUGUCCUUACCAUUGCACUAAAACGAUUCCAGGCAGGGAAAUUCGGGAAGCUCAAUAAGUUGAUCAGGUUUCCAGAAACUCUAGAUUUGGCUCCAUAUGUCAGCGGGGGAAGUGAAAAGUCACAUGACUACAAACUCUAUGGAGUUAUUGUUCACUUGGAUAUAAUGAAUGCAGCAUUUUCUGGCCACUAUGUCUGCUAUAUUAGAAAUCAGAAUAAGUGGUACAAGGCUGAUGAUAGCACGGUAGUAACUUCGGAUGUUGAAAGGAUCUUGACAAAGGGAGCGUAUAUGUUGUUCUACGCAAGGUGCACUCCAAUGCCUCCAAAAUUAGCAGUAUGUACCAAAACUGAAGCAUCCAACAAAAAAAGCAGAGUGCCAGUACCUAAGGCUAAAGAGAAAAGUACCAUAUCCAUGUCACGGUCUGUGUCUACUUCAAGUCCUGUUUUGUCUUCCAACACGCCCGGUGGUGGUCGAUCCGGCAAUAUACAGUCAUUUUAUUCCAGUUUCCAAAGGCUGCAGAAAAUUUUAGAAGAUGACUCGGCGAGUGACAGUUCAUCUCUCUUUGACAGCAACUCAGAUGAAUGCUCUUGUAGCACAGACAGUACAAGCAUGGACGACUUUGCUGAUUUCAUUUUUGGAGAUCAUCAGGGACGGGCACACGGACAGUCUGAGGCUCCCUCACCAACAUCAUCGUCUUCCUCGUCUUCUCCUCCCUUCACAAGGCAUUCGCCGCUCAGUCGUUCUUCUCUAGAAACUUACGGAACCUCAAGACAUCAGUUGCCCUUGGGAGGAGAAAGGUAAGGGAAACAACGAUGGUUUUUUGUCCACUGGCCCCAACUAAGUCAAAGUAGUAGAAGAAAGUAGAUUUGAUUAC
Arabidopsis arenosa is the source of this 3406-nucleotide messenger RNA. The record is from the annotation of a GenBank genome assembly. Lineage: Eukaryota; Viridiplantae; Streptophyta; Magnoliopsida; Brassicales; Brassicaceae.